Pan troglodytes (chimpanzee) is the source of this 1496-nucleotide messenger RNA. It is a transcript of the gene CCDC12, whose product is annotated as coiled-coil domain containing 12. The transcript has 11 exons. Gene Ontology annotation, cellular component: post-mRNA release spliceosomal complex; U2-type spliceosomal complex. The coding region runs from base 515 to 1180 and encodes 221 amino acids. Lineage: Eukaryota; Metazoa; Chordata; Mammalia; Primates; Hominidae. The record is from RefSeq and is a predicted model, not a curated record.
GCCCCGCCGCCCUGCCCCACCAGUGCCAUUGGAAGGGCCAGCCUGAGCCUCCGGGACGAGGGUCGGGGUGAGGAAUUCCAGACUUCCCCAGUGUCUGAAUCCGCCCAGGACGCUGAUCGCCUGACUGCAUUUGCCGCCAUUCAGGGAAGGGGCGGCGGGCCGCGUGGAGGUGGCGAGGGUCCUUCAACAAUAAUCACCACCACCACCAUGACGACCCCUUGUAGCGCUUAUCAAAUGCCAGCUCUGAGCUGAGGUUUCCUGAGCACCUCCAAACUGCAUGCCAGGCCUUGGCAGAGCAACCCAUCCACUACAGGGAAGAAGGCUUAGACAGACCCAGGUCUGAAUUCCACUUGCUGCUCUUUCACUGAUCAGCGUUGGAUAAAUCAAGCCUUAGCUUUUUUUUUUUUUUUCUUUUUUUUUUUGCUGGCUCCCCACCCACUAGGACCUCCCAGUCUCUCAUUCUCGUCCUUGGAUUGGCCGCGAGACAUUUAUCCACUCUCCUUAGGCCUGCGCGAUGCAAGACGGGAGAAAAGGAGGGGCGUACGCGGGCAAGAUGGAGGCGACUACGGCUGGUGUGGGCCGGCUAGAGGAAGAGGCGUUGCGGCGAAAGGAACGGCUGAAGGCCCUACGGGAGAAAACCGGGCGCAAGGACAAGGAAGAUGGGGAGCCAAAGACCAAGCAUCUCAGAGAAGAGGAGGAAGAAGGCGAGAAGCACAGAUGGGGUCUCGCUCUGUCACCCAGGCUGGAGUGCAGUGGCGCUAUCUCAGUUCACUGCAACCUCCACGUGGCUCCCAAGCUCAAGCGAUCUUCCCCACUCAGCCUCCCAAGAAGCUGGGACCACAGGGAACUUAGGCUGCGGAACUAUGUCCCGGAGGAUGAGGACCUGAAGAAGAGGAGGGUGCCCCAGGCCAAACCGGUUGCAGUGGAGGAGAAGGUGAAGGAGCAGCUGGAGGCCGCCAAGCCCGAGCCCGUCAUCGAGGAGGUGGACCUGGCCAACCUUGCUCCUCGGAAGCCUGACUGGGACCUCAAGAGAGAUGUGGCCAAGAAGCUGGAGAAACUAAAAAAGCGGACUCAGAGGGCCAUUGCCGAGCUGAUCCGUGAAAGGCUGAAAGGCCAGGAAGACAGCCUAGCCUCUGCAGUGGAUGCUGCCACCGAACAAAAGACCUGUGACUCCGACUGAGGCAAGCCCUGCCCCACCACUCGCCCAUCAGGCCUGUCCUGCGGGGGAUGGUCUUGGGCAGGGAUGGGGGCUAGGCUUGCCAUCACCUCCAGUUUGGCUUCUGAGCAGAGACUCCCUGCCCGUCAAGUCUGAAACCCCCAUGGAUGAGGUCAGCUCCUUGUCUCCUGGGUGGCCCCUGCCAUUCUGAAUGGAGGCAGAACCAGCAACAACUCUGGGCUUGCCUGUGUCUGCACAUGUGGAUGUACAUAUGUCUGUAUAUAUGUAUAUAUUUUGAACUUUCUAAAAAAAAAUCUGGAAAUAGAGACAAGUAAACCCC